Messenger RNA from Cercopithifilaria johnstoni, 1554 nucleotides. NCBI's taxonomy places the organism in Eukaryota, Metazoa, Nematoda, Chromadorea, Rhabditida, Onchocercidae. The record is from the annotation of a GenBank genome assembly.
AUGGUAUUAGGGAGGUGGAAAAGAGUCAAUGGUCAAUAUUCAAUAACUGAUAAAGCAGAACGUUUGAGACAAUGGCUUGAAGCAAAUCGUAAUUCUUUCCCACAACCCAUAGCCGAUGAUUUAAUCUCAUCCAUAAGUGGAAACAAUGAUAUCGCUACAACUAUACUCAAAAUUUUUGGUUUUGGUUCGGAACCGAAAAUUUUAGAAGCACAGUUUACCCGAACAACCGAUUUACCACCUACCACAUCGCGCAAUGGAAUCAAAGUUGCUGACAGAGAAGUUUGUCCUUUCGAUGCUGAUCCAUUGAUUUUAUCCGGUGAAUACAGUUACUGUAAGCCAACAACAAUUGGAGAAUGUCCAGCUGGUUUCGUCUGCGAUUUUAGCUUAGUACUUAGCCGAUCAAUAUGCUGUCAGGACAUGCGUAAUCGACCGGUUAUUAAUAUAAGGAUAAAAUCACCGAUAAAUUCAACUUCCAAUUCAUUUUUAACAACGCUUUCAUCGAGACAAGAAAAGAUCACAACCGGUGAGCAUAUCUGGUCAUCUACAGUUCCCAAUCGUCGAUCACCUUGGUAUAUCAGAGAUAGAAGGCCACUAUACAGAACUCAGUGGAACGGAACUGUGCAUAGCCUUGUGACUUCCAGGAAAAUAACUGCGCCCACAACACCAACUUUUAGAAGUCGUGAAUUACCAGCAACAGAAUCUGUUGUAGAUAUCGAUAGCAAAGAGAUCUCAACUGAAGGAUAUGUUAGCACUGCUAACAAAAUCGCUCUCACAGUUGAACCAGAAAUUCCACAUCAUAGCACAUCUGAAUUUGGUGCAUAUUUAAUAAAAUCACCUCAAACAACAAUAUCACUACCCUCAACUUCCUCAAUAUCUGCCGAUCAUCUUACAUCCGUAUCUUUAAUUCAAGUUGGUAAUGUUAAGAGAUUGACGGACAAUCAAAUACUCAUUAUUGGAACAAUUGCACUUAUUAGCGAUCGAGGUUACCGAAUCCUAGUGGAUACUGGAUCCGCAGCAGAUACUGAAUCACUCCUGCAAGGUCUUUCGAAAGAAAUGAUUUCCGUAGAUGAUCUUGCAAUAAUUGUAAUAACAAGUGGACAUCCAAGUCAUGCAGGCAAUCUCAAUCUUUUCCCGCUGAAGCCAACACUUUUUCAUACGAUGGAAUUUGUAGAACAGCAUGCUACUGUCAGCGAACUUAAAGAUAGACCUUAUCGUAAACUAACGGAAAAUGUAGAAGUUUGGAAAACUCCUGGCCCUACACAACAAAGUCUUAGUGUAUUGGUUUAUAAUGCCGAAGGAUAUGGAACGAUAGCGAUCGUUGGUGAUUUGAUACCAAUGGAAGAUUACAUUUUCAAUAGAACAGAUUCAAGCGUAGAUAUCGAUGGAAGUGUAUGGGAUUCACUGAUCAGAAGGCAAAAUUCGAAUUUGAUCAUAUGUUUAGCGGACUGGAUCAUUCCCGGUCAUGGACAACCAUUCAGAGUGUUACCACUUUAUAGACAACGAGCGGGAUGUACACGUUUAUUAGCACAGCGAAAGAAAUUCGGUAAGAUGUAA